This is a messenger RNA of Setaria italica (foxtail millet), 1944 nucleotides long. Its product is annotated as signal recognition particle 54 kDa protein 2. The record is from RefSeq and is a predicted model, not a curated record. Lineage: Eukaryota; Viridiplantae; Streptophyta; Magnoliopsida; Poales; Poaceae. The transcript has 9 exons. The coding region runs from base 170 to 1660 and encodes 496 amino acids. Gene Ontology annotation, biological process: SRP-dependent cotranslational protein targeting to membrane, translocation; SRP-dependent cotranslational protein targeting to membrane. Gene Ontology annotation, molecular function: ATP hydrolysis activity; GTPase activity; 7S RNA binding. Gene Ontology annotation, cellular component: cytosol; signal recognition particle, endoplasmic reticulum targeting.
CGCGUUCCAACCCCAUCCGUCACCUCCACGUCACCAUAACCUCCUCUUCCCCAUCCCCUUCCCACGCGAGAAGCGUCCCCCUGAUCGGAACCCUAAUCCUCUCUUCCCCCGCCCUCGGAAGUCACCACCGGCAAGGGAAGCGGGAUCGGAGCACCCCCAAUCCGGCAAGAUGGUGCUCGCGCAGCUAGGCGGGAGCAUCUCCCGCGCCCUGGCGCAGAUGAGCAACGCCACGGUGAUCGACGAGAAGGUGCUCAACGACUGCCUCAACGAGAUCUCGCGCGCGCUCCUCCAGUCGGAUGUCCAGUUCAAGAUGGUCCGCGACAUGCAGACCAACAUCAAGCGCAUCGUCAACCUCGAGGCGCUCGCCGCCGGCACCAACAAGCGCCGCAUCAUGCAGCAGGCCGUCUUCACGGAGCUGUGCAACAUGUUGGAUCCCGGGAAGCCUUCCUUCACCCCCAAAAAGGGCAAGCCAAGCGUGGUCAUGUUCGUUGGUCUGCAAGGUUCUGGUAAAACUACCACAUGUACAAAAUAUGCAUAUUAUCAUCAGAGGAAAGGAUUCAAACCAGCACUGGUUUGCGCUGAUACAUUUAGGGCUGGUGCUUUUGAUCAGCUAAAACAAAAUGCAACAAAGGCCAAGAUCCCCUUUUAUGGAAGCUACAUGGAGUCUGAUCCAGUGAAAAUUGCUGUUGAGGGUGUGGAGAGGUUCAAGAAAGAAAAUUGCGAUCUCAUUAUUGUAGAUACAAGUGGAAGGCACAAACAAGAAGCAGCACUUUUUGAGGAAAUGCGGCAAGUUUCAGAAGCAACUAAACCAGACUUGGUAAUAUUUGUGAUGGACAGUAGUAUUGGUCAGGCUGCAUUUGAUCAGGCACAAGCAUUUAAACAAAGUGUUUCUGUUGGUGCUGUGAUUAUUACAAAAAUGGAUGGUCAUGCGAAAGGAGGUGGCGCUCUUAGCGCGGUUGCAGCAACGAAAAGUCCCGUUAUAUUUAUUGGAACUGGAGAACACAUUGAUGAGUUUGAAGUUUUUGAUGUGAAGCCAUUUGUUAGUCGCCUGUUAGGUAUGGGAGACUGGUCAGGCUUUAUGGACAAGAUUCAUGAAGUGGUACCUACCGAUCAACAACCUGAACUUCUGCAGAAACUGUCUGAAGGAAGCUUUACUCUCAGGCUUAUGUAUGAGCAGUUCCAGAACAUUUUGAAAAUGGGUCCUAUUGGCCAGGUAUUCUCUAUGUUGCCCGGGUUUAGCUCUGAAUUGAUGCCAAAAGGGCAUGAGAAGGAAAGUCAGGCUAAGAUUAAGCGGUACAUGACGAUGAUGGAUUCCAUGACAGAUGCUGAGCUUGACAGCACAAAUCCAAAGCUAAUGACCGAGUCACGGAUUAUUCGGAUUGCCCGGGGUUCUGGCCGGCCUGUCAGGGAUGUCAUGGACAUGCUAGAAGAGUACAAGCGGCUUGCUAAAAUCUGGGGCAAGAUGAAGGGGCUCAAGAUCCCAAAGAAAGGAGAGAUGAGUGCACUGUCCCGCAACAUGAAUGUUCAGCACAUGAGCAAGGUCCUUCCGCCGCAGAUGCUGAAGCAGAUUGGUGGCAUGGGUGGUCUGCAGUCACUGAUGAAACAGAUGGGAUCAAAGGAGAUGGGAGGAAUGUUCGGAGGCAUGGGUGGUGACCGGUAAUUUCACAGAAACAACGAUCACAAUCAUCAGAAGUCUUGUUUCAGGUCGAUCAACAGGAUGCAAAAUCGAGGCCUUUGUUGGGCCGUAGUGCUACGGUUGAGAUCGUCGUCAGAGUUUUACAAGAGGAUUCGCGUGCGCCUUGUUAAAAAAUGUUUGAUUCGCACACAGGGUUACUGUAGCUCCCUUCUUACACCUGAAAAUUUAAUUUAUGUACUUAUGUUGGCCCCGGUAGAUUGGAAAAGGUAUAUUUUGACAAAAUGAAGAUGGUUGUGUAGUUUGCGAAA